GCACUACGCACUACGGCCCAAAGGCGUUGGUGGUUGGUGUCCGUCCGAAGAUGCGUUGCACUCCGGCAGCAUCAGUACCAGCUCCGCCGCGCCAAUAAACCAAAAAACCCGGAGGACGGAGGAGAACCAGCGGCGUGUUUGAGGCUCGAGCGGCGCCGGUUCAACGGAGCGGCGAGAUGGGAGACCAGAAGGAAUCUCUGCGUAAGAUCACCCACACCCUGGCCAUGAAGAAUGAGGAGAUUUCCAACUUCGUCUGCACUCUCAAACAGAGCCUGGAGAACUUAGAGGCGAACUCCAACAGAGUCCAGGAGGACCUGGAGUCAGAGUUCACCUCCCUCCACUCUGUUCUGGACGAGAUGAAGGAAAACAUGGUGACGCGCAUCAAACAGGAGAGAGCCAGCCGCACAUACGAGCUGCAGAGUCAGCUGAGUGCCUGCUCCAAAGCCCUGGAGAGUUCAGAGGAGCUGCUGGAGCUGGCCAAUCAGACGCUCUGCUCCUCCCAGACGGAUGGUUUCAAUCAGGCGGCCAAAGACAUUAAGGAUAGUGUGACAAUGGCUCCAGCCUUUCGCCUCUCCCUGAAGGCUAAAGCCAGUGACAACAUGAGUCACUUGAUGGUGGAUUUCAGCCAGGAGAAGGGGUUGUUGCAGGGCCUCAAGUUUCUCCCAGUUCCCGCCACUCCAGAGAUCCAGGUCUCAGAGUGCCAGGUGUGCGACAACACAGUGGCUGUAGUUUGGACCUUACCGGAGCCCGACAGCAAGAUAGACCACUACAUCCUGGAGCAUCGACGCACCAACCACGAGGGCCCGCCUCGCAUCAGAGAGGACUACCCCUGGAUGGUGGUGGAGGGGAUACGAGAGACGGAGCACACACUCACAGGUCUGCGCUUUGACACACGGUACAUGACGUUCAGAGUGAAAGCGUGUAACAAGGCCGUGGCGGGAGAGUUCUCCGAGCCGGUUACACUAGAAACCCACGCCUUCACCUUCAAGCUGGACUCUGGUUCGGCCCACCAGAACCUGAAGGUGGAGGACUUGAGUGUGGAGUGGGACAGCAGUGGAGGAAAGAUACAAGACAUCCGCAAAGAAAAGACCCGAACCAACUCCCCGAUGCACUCUCCAGCCAGGUCAGCCCUGAUGUCACCUAAGAGAGCUCCGACAGCUCGGCCCGGCAGAGACAGAUUUACAGCAGAGUCUUACACGGUGCUGGCUGACACCAUGAUUGACGCCGGCCAGCAGUACUGGGAGGUGCGGUUUGACAAGGAGAGCAAAGCCUUCGCUGUGGGCGUGGCGCUGCGGAGCCUCGGAAAAUUUGACCAGCUGGGGAAAAGCAGCGCUUCCUGGUGCAUCCACCUGAACAACUGGCUGCAGCAGAGUCUCACUGCAAAGCACAACAACAAGGCCCGGACGCUGGACUGUGCCAUCCCGAGCAGUAUAGGAGUCUACGUCAACUAUGACGAAGGUGUUUUGUCUUUCUACAACUCCAAAACUAAACAGCUGAUGCACUCCUUCAAAACCAAGUUCCAGCAGCCAGUUAUACCAGCUUUCAUGGUGUGGAACGGCAGUUUCUCAGUAGUGACGGGCCUGCAGGUUCCCAGCGUGGUGCAAAGCGGUCAGAGGAAGAACAGCGGCACCAGCAGCUCCAACGCCAGCCUCACCUAGUCUCAUGCACUCAGCCAGCUGGACGCCACCCAGCUCUGCUCGACCACAGUCCCAGCUGCAGAACAUCACCUCUGCCGUGGCUGCGGUCCAAGCCAUAUCAUGGAAGAGUUUCAUCACUGGAGUAGGAUGGUUUAGCCUGUUCCUUUGGCUGCGUUACGUGACAAGGAAAACGGUUUUGGGAACAAGUGAGUCAUCGGCGCCAUCAGUGACAGAACUCUUCAGAUGUAUGACUCCGGCUGUUGUUGUUGCUUGGGACACAUUAGCUGUAGUCUCUAGUCUUUCCUCUCAUGUCAUUUAGCACUGUCCCACUGCUGCUAGAGCAAAGAUUUAGCGCUGGCCGCUGCCCUUCCUUCCUCGCCAUCACCAAAACUGUCAGUCGUACUGUCAAAGCAGCCAGCUGCAGGUGCAGGGUCAAGGCCUGUCCUGUCUGCUCUCUCCCUGUGCCUUCCUUCUCAUUUCCAAACUGAUUGGCCAAAUCAGGUGAUCCGCACCAACAUGCUAGUGUUUCACUGUCUCCCUAUACCAAUUUAAAACGAUGUGUUGUGUCGGUGUCAUUAUAACUCGGUUGUAACGUAACUUAGUGGUAAUUAUCACCCACUGAAUCUGCCUCUUCUCAUCAGCCAACCUAUGUAACCCAAAUAAUCUGCUCCUUGACAAUGCUACUGAAUAGAAUGUAGUUCAUUAAAUCAGGAUUUAUUCAACUUUGCCAGCAGCUAACGGAUCAUAAGAACAACACAUAUUAGGGAUGUUGUGUUUUCUGUCUUGCCGAGGCAUGCAGGCCAAUCAGUGUUUACUGCAUUUCACUUUUUGUAGUCGGGUUUGCGUGCGAGAAACUGGGUCGUUUAGCCUCCUGCUGAGCUUCUGCUGGUUUGAAAUCAGAGUCAGUGUUGGCUGUGAGAGUUUAAAGGGAUAGUUUGGAUCUUUUGAAGUGGAGUCGUAUGAGGUACUUAUCCAUCGUGUUUUACACACAGUAGAUAUCAGUGCACCAAAUUCAGAGAAGCAAGCAGGAGCACCAGUAUUGAAGCUAAGCAUUGUACUGCUGUGGAUGGGGGCAGCAGCAAAAUGUAUUUUAGCCACCUUAAAAAAUCAUUAUCAGUUUAAUAAUAUGUUACAUUAAGAAUAUUUAACUGCUUUACCUUGAUGUAGACUAGGAAUGUUCCUAAUGACUUAUUUCACUUUAAACUGAGACCAGUCAACUAAACUUAAACUUAGAAAACACUCAGAGAACAGUCACAACGAGCACAAUUUAAUCAGUAAGAUUUUCCGUAUAUUAUUGUGUAUAUCAUAAGAGCCAUUUGAAGCUGUUAAUUACAGUUUUCUAUAACCAAGUAGUAUUUUAAAUGCCACUGAAAUGUGAGGCACUUUGCACCGUGCAUUGUCACCUCACAUCAAGCGAGUCCCUGGUUCAAACCCCAGGGUGGAGGAGUCCAUAUGUGUGGAGUCUGCAUGUUCUCCCUGUGUCAGCGUGGGUUUCCUCCAGGUGCUCCAGCUUCCUCCCACAGUCCAAAGACAUGCAGGUGGUGAGGUAGUGACUCUAAAUUGUCAGUAUGUGUGAAUGUGAGUGUGAAUGGUUGUCUGUCUCUAUGUGUCAGCCCUGUGAUAGUCUGGUGACCUGUCCAGGGUGAACCCUGCCUCUCGCCCAGUGUCAGCUGGGAUAGGCUCCACCCCCCUGUGACACCUGAGAGGAUAAGCGGGUAUGGAAAUGAAAUUAUUCUUUAGGAAAAUAAAUCUUGAGUGACAGCAUCGCAUAAAAAUAAUGAUAAUUUUUAUAAUAAUUUUAACCAACUAGUAUUCCUAGUGCUGACUCGUGAAGGCAGCGAUGUUUAAUCGACUAGUCGACUAACAGCACACAGCGGUAACAGACGGAGAAGGCAUUAAUGGCUUUAGUGUCCCAUGUAUGCCUGCUUCAAAGCGCCACACUCCAGUGACAAACACAGUAAUUUGAGCAUGCUAUACACAGGAGCUGCUGGUCUAUCACCGCCUCCAUUUGUUAGUUAGUUUGUGUUACUGCGUGACUUUGGUAAACGUGAACUAACUCUUUAAAAGACCAGACCAUCAGUGGAGUGAAAGAGAGCAACCUAACGGCUUCAGUUGCCCGUCAGAGAUCACUGUCUGCAGCAAGGUAAAGUGACAAUAUUCUAAAUAAAGCAUACACUGUAACGUAGGUGGCUAAAAUAUGUUUUUCUGCUAAGCCUGUCCACAGCAGUACAUUGCGUAGCGUCUGUGACAGGACUCCUGCCUGCUCCUGCAAACUGAGAGCGUACCAACCACCAUCUACUGUAUGUACACACUGACUGUGGAUAAGCACCUCUCACAACCCCACUUAAAAAACUGCGGACUGUCCCUUUAAUGCCAGACUCUGCACAGAAAGUUAGCAGGGAGUUUCCAUCAGUGUAACUCCAUGUAGAGGAGUCAUCAGAUAUGGCUUCAGGAUUUUGGAAAUGACUGUACUGUAUUAAUUCUACUCACCUGACUGCACCCCAAUGCUUGUUUGUACUGUGUGUGUCUAUACCUAAUAAUAACACCACUUUAUUUACUGAAGAGGAAUCCCAUUAUGAGUAGUGGGCUGUCUGUAGUCCAAAUAUAACAAAUAGCUAGCGAUUAGCCUCAGCUAACAAAUUGUAUUAUGCGAGUUAGCCAGGUUUAGGGUCCACCUGGGUGAGACACCAGAAACUGAUGUUAUGAAGUCCUUAUUUGUGCACAGCCCGAAUUCUGAGUAGCGUCCACGUUAUAGAUUACAUGGGAACGGUCUUGCUUUGCCACGUUGCUCCCUCUGUAUGCAUCUCCUGAAUAACUGUAGCCUGCAACGCUUUAAAGAAGCUGAGAGUUAUGUUAACUUUAUUUCACAUGCUGACACAGUGUCACAAUUUAUUGUAAAUAGUUUUGUUUUUCCACAAUAAUGUAUCAGUCAUUGAGGUAAUAAAGGAGUGAGAGCA
Epinephelus moara (kelp grouper) is the source of this 4594-nucleotide messenger RNA. It is a transcript of the gene fsd1, whose product is annotated as fibronectin type III and SPRY domain containing 1. The transcript is spliced from 13 exons. The record is from RefSeq and is a predicted model, not a curated record. Gene Ontology annotation, molecular function: protein binding. Lineage: Eukaryota; Metazoa; Chordata; Actinopteri; Perciformes; Serranidae. The coding region runs from base 177 to 1658 and encodes 493 amino acids.